UGCAGUGGUUGAACCCGGCAAACACAAAAUACCCAGAAUCAGGCAUUAUCUCAUACCUCAGGCAACCAAGCAUCAUCGCAGUCCACCAUUUCAACUGCCCCUGAUGCUGCAGCAGUCAGUGACCUUGAUGAUGGCCCAUUCAAACCCCCAACACAUCUCUGCUGUGCAGAGAAGCAGGUUAAAACAAGGAAAAGGGUAGCUCCUCAGCAUAAUGAACAGCAAAACAAGAGGUGAGCACUUGAUACUCCUGUACAGCAAGCACAAAGAACACUGCAGGUCCAGCCAAUGCAAUCACCUCAUGAUGCACUGGUGACAAGUACCAGGCCACUGGCCCAGGUAAUGCCACCCCGUGUCUCACAAUCGCCUCGGGAUGCACUGGUGACAAGUACCAGGCCUCCUACUCUACAACAGACCCGGAGCCCAUCCAGUGCCCAGGCUGGACCUAGCACGCCACAUCCAGGCCCAAACCAGGUUUCCCAUGCCCUGCCUGUACCUAGAAAAGUGCAUAUGGCAAAUCGAAUAUUAGGUCCGCCGUCAUUGCCUGAAGCUCCUGGCAGUGAGGCAGGGUCCAUUGAUUUGGAUGGUAGCUUUUUCUUCAUGCAUCGUGAUGAUGGAAGCCACACCCAAAUAUCUGCACAUGAUGCCUUCCUGAAGCUCGACCAGCUCGCUCGACAGCAGUUUAUCAUGAGUCUCAACAAUUGGGAGGUUGAGGAACCUGUUGAGCAUGUUUUUCCUUCAAUGUCUGCCAAUGAUGCAAUGUUCAGGACUGCUGUGCAAAAAGUCCGUGAUCUGUACAAGACAUGGAAGAAUUGA
Aspergillus glaucus CBS 516.65 is the source of this 813-nucleotide messenger RNA. RefSeq lists its product as uncharacterized. Lineage: Eukaryota; Fungi; Ascomycota; Eurotiomycetes; Eurotiales; Aspergillaceae. The record is from RefSeq and is a predicted model, not a curated record. The transcript is spliced from 2 exons. The coding region runs from base 286 to 813 and encodes 175 amino acids.